Molecule: messenger RNA, 519 nt
Organism: Numida meleagris (helmeted guineafowl)
Lineage: Eukaryota; Metazoa; Chordata; Aves; Galliformes; Numididae
Product: trypsin II-P29
Biological process (GO): proteolysis
Molecular function (GO): serine-type endopeptidase activity
Source: RefSeq, a predicted model, not a curated record
CGGAGGAGUUUCUGAGGCUAGUCCUUGUACGUGUCACAGAGCUUGGAGGUGGAGGCACCAUGAAUUCUCUCUUCCUGAUUCUCUCCUGCCUGGGAGCAGCUGUUGCUUUCUCUGGAGAUGCUGAUGAUGACAAGAUUGUGGGAGGCUACACCUGCCCAGAGCAUUCAGUUCCCUACCAGGUGUCCCUGAACUCCGGCUAUCACUUCUGUGGAGGUUCCCUCAUCAACAGCCAGUGGGUCUUGUCAGCUGCUCACUGCUACAAAUCCCGUAUACAAGUGAGGCUGGGAGAGUACAACAUCGAUGUGCCGGAAGACAGUGAAGUAGUCAGGAGUUCAUCGGUAAUCAUUCGCCAUCCUAAAUACAGUGCAGUAACGCUCAAUAAUGACAUUAUGUUGAUCAAGUUGGCAUCUGCGGUGGACUACAGUGCUGACGUUCAACCCAUAGCUCUGCCCAGCUCCUGUGCCAAGGCGGGGACCGAGUGCCUGAUUUCAGGCUGGGGAAACACGCUGAGCAAUGGCU